AGACCGGAGUGGAGGGGGGCGAUCCCCGAGCGGAGUGGACCGGGCGUCGGGGGCAGGGUGGACGGCCGGCAUCAGCCCAGCCGGGGUAGGGACCGGGGGCGCUCCAUACGAGACCCCAGCCCGAGCAGAGAGCCCCUCCGCGGCGUCAGUUGCCUGCAUGCGGGGAGAAGCUCGGCGGAGCUCCGCCUGGAUCGUCCCCCCUAUCGAGGAGGCAGAGGCCGGCGAGGCAGCCCUUCUGCGCGUGGGGAAGAGGUCGCCGCCCACUAGGCUCUGUCCUCCUCGGGUUAGGCUCGGGGGGAAGGGGCAGAGGGCGCCAUGCAAACAGCCACUGCCUCGAUUCUCGAUGUCUCCAGGACGGGGGUGAUCCGUGAGGACAGUAGUCAUCCCCUGAAUAACUACACAGGCCAAUGCAGCCAGAUAUUCCCACCUCAUCUUGGCACAUCCCAGAUAAUCCAUGGCAAUGGCACCACAAUUGGCACAGUGAUAACCUUCCAGUGCUCUACAGAACACCAGCUGAUUGGACAAAGAGUUGUCACAUGCAUUUGGAAAGAAAAUGGAACUCAGUGGACAGCAGACACUCCUGCAUGUAAACCCAUAUCCAAAUUUGAAACCUUUGGAUUUAAAGUCGCGGUGGUUGCCUCCAUUGUCAGUGGUGCUAUAAUUCUGUUGAUGUCUAUGGCUUUUUUAACCUGUUGUCUUAUCAAAUGUGUUAAGAAAAGCGAAAGAAGAAGAGCUCAAAGAGAUGUGCAGCUGUGGUACCAGCUCAGAACUGAAGAACUGGAAACCAUGCAAGCUGCCUACUUUGGGUUUAAAGGCAGAAACAACAACAACAAUAAAAAAAUCAAGAAAUCUGGAUUUGGUGAUGGUUUUAACAUGGCCUAUGACAACCACGGUUUCGGCAGUUUCCAUGAAGAAUGGGCUGGAGAUCUCACAGAGAUUGGCUGUAGUAAAGAUAAUGAUUUUCAUAGCAAAAUAACGAAAACCAGCAGCGUACUUGGUAAACAGUUAGCACCAGGAAACAACGUUGCUAUACAUACCAUCAGUACGAUACAUGUUGUUGAGGUCUAUGGGGCUGAAAAGGAUAUGGUUGAGACAAUAGAUUCUCAUUUACCUGGAUAAGCAACCUCAGAAAUGCAAUUAAAGAUUGGAGGGACCAAAGCCAAACUGGAAUCCAAAUGCCUGCUGAAUGUGCCUUAAACAUUGCAUCAAAAUAAACGACUGGAUUGCUCCUAUGUAUCUACUCCAGAAAAUAUCAGAAUAUAUAUAAAUGAAAAUGAUUGCAUUCUGGUGUGAUUUAAAUAAUGCAGAGUACACUGAUAUUCAACAGCAAUUAGCCAUUUCUGCAAUUUGCUUUCAAAGUGAUCACAUUAAGAAAACAAUAAUACCCUUCUUCAGUAUAUAACAGUAUUUUUGCGCCAUAUGAAAUCACUGACCAGAAGUACAAACGCACAGGAAUGCAAAUUUAUUUUAUUUUAUUUUUUAAAAUAAAUAGACCUGAAAGAAUAAAAUGUAUUUUUGCACAAUACAAUGAUGGAAUCACAAUAAAGA
Messenger RNA from Sphaerodactylus townsendi, 1548 nucleotides. RefSeq names its product sushi domain containing 3 (gene SUSD3). The record is from RefSeq and is a predicted model, not a curated record. Gene Ontology annotation, cellular component: plasma membrane. The transcript is spliced from 5 exons. Lineage: Eukaryota; Metazoa; Chordata; Lepidosauria; Squamata; Sphaerodactylidae. The coding region runs from base 316 to 1119 and encodes 267 amino acids.